Salvelinus namaycush (lake trout) is the source of this 2785-nucleotide messenger RNA. RefSeq names its product coronin, actin binding protein, 2Ba (gene coro2ba). Gene Ontology annotation, molecular function: actin filament binding. The record is from RefSeq and is a predicted model, not a curated record. NCBI's taxonomy places the organism in Eukaryota, Metazoa, Chordata, Actinopteri, Salmoniformes, Salmonidae. Gene Ontology annotation, biological process: actin filament organization. The transcript is spliced from 12 exons. The coding region runs from base 137 to 1588 and encodes 483 amino acids.
CUCUCUCUCUCUCUCUCUCUCUCUCUCUCUCUCUCUGUGUGCGUGCUCAGCAGAGAUCUCCUCUCUCUCACUCCUGCGGCGUAUUACAGCUUUGGUUUAAGUGGACACCGGCCCGCUCCUCGCCCACUGCCUCUGCAUGACUGUCACAAAGAUGUCAUGGCGUCCGACAUACCGAAGCUCCAAGUUUCGAAACGUCUACGGCAAAGUGGCCAACCGGGAGCACUGCUUUGACGGCAUUCCCAUCACCAAGAACGUCCAUGACAACCACUUCUGUGCCGUCAAUGCCAAGUUCCUGGCCAUCGUCACGGAGAGUGCCGGUGGAGGGUCCUUUAUCGUUAUCCCUGUCUCCCAGGCCGGCCGCAUCGACCCCCACCACCCCAAAGUGUGUGGCCACCAAGGCAAUGUCCUGGACAUCAAAUGGAAUCCCUUCUUUGAAAACAUCAUAGCUUCCUGCUCUGAAGAUUCCUCUGUACGAGUAUGGGAGAUCCCAGAGGGAGGGCUGAGGCGGAAUAUGACAGAGGCCAUGAUGGAGCUGUAUGGACACAGCAGGCGUGUGGGCCUCAUCGAGUGGCACCCCACCAGCAGUGGAAUCCUCUUCAGUGCUGGCUAUGACUAUAAGAUCCUGAUCUGGAACCUGGAGAUAGGUGAGCCGGUGAAGAUGAUCGACUGUCACUCUGACGUCAUCGUGUGUAUGUCCUUCAACACAGACGGCAGCCUGCUGGCCACCAGCUGUAAAGACAGGAAGCUGCGUGUCAUCGAGCCGCGCUCCGGGAGAGUCUUACAGCACGCCAGCUGUAAGAACCACAGGGUGAACAGAGUGGUGUUUCUGGGCAACAUGAAGAGGCUGCUGACGACAGGUGUGUCCCGGUGGAACACCAGACAGAUUGCACUGUGGGAUCAGGAGGACCUGUCUAUGCCCAUGGUAGAAGAGGAGAUAGACGGUCUCUCAGGGCUGCUGUUUCCUUUCUAUGAUGCAGACACACACAUGCUGUACCUGGCAGGAAAGGGCGAUGGCAACAUCCGUUACUAUGAGAUCACCACAGAGAAGCCCUACCUGCAGUAUCUCAUGGAGUUCCGCUCCCCUGCCCCACAGAAAGGUCUUGGUGUGAUGCCUAAGCAUGGGCUGGACGUCACGGCCUGUGAGGUGUUUCGCUUCUACAAGCUGGUGACGCUGAAGGGGCUGAUCGAGCCCAUCUCCAUGAUAGUACCAAGGAGGUCAGAGACGUACCAGGAGGACAUCUAUCCAAUGACGGCAGGGACCGAGCCUGCCCUCUCAGCCAAUGACUGGUUGAGUGGUAUCAACCGAGACCCAGUGUUAAUGUCCCUGAAGAAGGGCUACCAGAAGCCCAACCAGCUGGUGUUCAAGGCACCGGUGAAGGAAAAGAAAGGUGUGGUGGUCAACGGCAUUGACCUGCUGGAAAACGUGCCACCCAGGACAGAGAACGAGCUACUGAGGAUGUUCUUCAGGCAGCAGGAGGAGCUGAGAAAGCUGAAGGAGGAGCUGAACACCAAGGACGUUAAAAUACGCCAGCUGGAGCUGGAACUCAACAACCUGAGGAACGUCAGCCCCAUUGGAAACAAUGUCUGACCUCUGAUCUCUAGCUUAUGGCACCACCAUCACCACCAUGCCACGUCCAGCAUCCUCCCUCCCUUUCAUUGUGUAUCAUUUGUACUUCCUGUUGCAAUUGAUAAUGUAAUAGCCACCGGAUAAUGUAAAGACUGAUUAUAACGUUUGUGUAACAAUUUUUGUUAUCGAUAAUGUAAUCAUAUUGACAUCACUGUUAAAUCCCUCAAUUGAUAACAUAAUAACCAACUGGUAAUGUAAUUUAUUGUUAUAAGAUUUUUUUAAAUUCUGUUUGAUUGAUGUAUCCUGAUAUCCGGUUUGGUUUCAUUAUGAUUAGUUAUUACAUCAUCAGUCGCAAUACACCCCUCCCCCCUACUGCAGAGCACCAUCAGUGUAUCCCAGGGGUCCUCACACCCCACCUGCCAUGUCAUGCCCCUCUGAGUCCACGUGGCAAAGCCUUUGUCAUCACCCAGAAAUGCCACCCCCAAAUCCUCCAACCUCCACCCUGCCAUCACCAGAGACUACUCUGGGGAAAGAGAUUGACUUCCCCCUUCUACCCCAAUCCUCCCCCAUGGCCUAUCCACUGCAAACCAACUCACAGCAAAGCUGCAACAUCUCAACCUCCCAAUGGAAGAGUCUUCUACUAGUUCCAACUACUGUGGAUGAUGAGUUUUACAGGGACAUGAAUGAGGAUGAUGAGUUUUACAGGGACAUGAAUGAGGAUGAUGAGUUUUACAGGGACAUGAAUGAGGUGUAUUUCAAGACAGUUUUUUUUCUUCAUCUCUCCUAAGAAUGUGUUGUCUGUAAAAAGCUGCAGCUCUGGCUCAGACUGGCAUACAGCAACCCAAAUGUAGUCUUAAUGGGCAGUUUGUCUGUCGCCUCAGUCAUUAUCUUCAGAAGAAGUUUUGUUGGAAAAUGUAUUAUUGUUACUAUUUAUUUGUUAUAUUUGAUGUUUUUAGCUAACUCUUUAUGCAGAAACAUUCAUCUCAUGUCUUUGGGAGAAAUCGUGGUCAUGAAAAUGAUGGGUGACACACUUGUGAUUGAAAUAUGUUUUCACCCAAAUGGUGUCAAUUUGUAAGUAUACUCAAACAGAUCCUGUAUUUUCUAGAUUGAAUCGACACAAUACUCAAAUCUGGUCAAUUGGAAAAUUAGUCAACAUGAAAUUAGGUUAUGUACGUAACAGUACAUCAAACUGAAAUAUUAAUACAAUAUUUGUCUUUA